AUUGUUUUGUAAACUAGUAUAUUGUUUUUUGUUUAUUGAAUAUUUUUUGUUUUUUGAAUAUUUUUUAUUUAUGUUAUUAAUGUUUUUAUUGUUUAAUGGGUUUUUUUUUAUUUUUUUGUAGGUUUUUAAUGAUGAUGCUCCUUCAUUUGAUAUUAUGAGUUUUAUUUCUAGUAAACCUGAUUGGUUUACUGAAGAAAAAAAGAAUACUGAUAAAUUGAAUGAUGAAGAACAGGUUGUUGAUGAUCAUGGCCUAUUUAAGGAUGUUGUUAAAAAAUCUAAGGAGGAUGAAGAUGAUGGUGGUGAUGACCAGGGUUUGGGGGGUGGUGAUGCUGUUAAAGCUAUUGGUUCAGAUGGGACAAAUAAAGACAAUGUUGAGGGAAAGAAUACUGAAGAAGCAAAAGAUGUUGCAGAUGGGAGUAAUAAAGAUAAUGUUGAGGGCAGAGCAGUUGAUGUAGAUGCAAGUGUAAAUGAUGUUGAAGGUGUUUGUAGUAAGGGAAAGUUGUUUGAUAGUCAAGGCACUGAGGAUAGUAUCACUGUGUCUGCUUUGGAGAUUAUAAAUGAAAAGAUUGAUGCCUAUGAGGGAAGCAUUAAAAAGGAUAAGUCUUUAAAUAAAUUAGAGGCAACAAAUGCUGAUGUUUUAUCUACCUAUGGGUUGGACAAGACUGAUGUUGUUGGUGUUGAGAAGAAGCAUGGUUCUCAAGAAAGCUUUUCUGUAUCUACCAUGGAGGUUGUUAAUGAUCAUUUGGUUUCCUAUGAAGACAGUUUGAAAAAGGGAAAGUCUAUAAAAUUGGAGGAAGAAACUCCUACAGUUGGAAAUAGAGAGAGGAAACCUAGUUCUGUAUACAACAGUCCGUAUGCCACAGAAUUUGGUUCAGGUAGUAUUGGUAAACCAAAAGGUGGACGUCCUGGAUCAUGUGCUUUUGGAUUUGGCUUUUUCAAUGUGAUUGAUGAUGUGCAAGCUAAAUCUUUUGAUCAGUGGUUUAAGAUUGGGUUUAAUGAUAAAAACAAAGUGAAGAAGUUUAAAGAAUGUCAUAGGAAGCUUAAGGUUCCAUUGGAUUUUGUGGUUUGUCAAAUUGAUGAUAAGAUGUGGUUCUAUGAUUUGCUUACUGUUGGGAAGAACUUGUCAUGCUCGCAUAUUGAUGUUUGUUUCUACUAUUUGAGAAAGAAGUUAAAGUAUGACCAGUCUGUGAAAAUUUCUGGUAAUACUACUGAUUGCUUCUUUGCUUCUCAAAUUUUUGAAUUAUAUAAUGAGUUUGUUGCAAGUGGUGAAAAUGUUGAUUCGGUUAAGAAGGAUUCUAAGGCAGCUGCAUACAUAGCGGGUUUUUAUAUGUUAUGCAAUAAACCCUGGCCGAGCUUGAUUUCGUACUAA
This is a messenger RNA of Cannabis sativa, 1369 nucleotides long. RefSeq lists its product as uncharacterized. The record is from RefSeq and is a predicted model, not a curated record. The transcript has 6 exons. Bases 155 to 1369 code for a protein of 404 amino acids. Lineage: Eukaryota; Viridiplantae; Streptophyta; Magnoliopsida; Rosales; Cannabaceae.